AUGUCCAGCUCAAGAAUAUCUGUCGCAGCAUCGCGCGGCCUCUUCCGUUCUACACCUCAAGCCCUCCCCCCCUCAGUCUCACAUUGGUAUUCCUCAGCAGCACCAGCUACAGCUUCAAUCGCAGCACGACACAAUCGCAAGGCUCCCACUUUUGGCUCCGCCUUCCAAACCAGACGCACAAUGGUUACCUUCAACAAGAUCAAGGUCAAGAAUCCCAUCGUGGAGUUGGAUGGCGAUGAGAUGACCCGGAUUAUCUGGAAGGACAUCAAGGAGAAAUUCAUUCACCCAUAUCUAGAUAUCGACUUGAAGUACUACGAUCUGGGGCUCGAGUAUCGGGACCAGACCAACGACCAGGUUACAAUUGAUUCCGCCGAGGCGAUCAAGAAGUACAGUGUUGGUGUCAAGUGUGCUACUAUUACCCCAGAUGAGGCCAGAGUGAAGGAAUUUAACCUCAAGCAAAUGUGGUUGUCCCCCAACGGUACCAUCAGAAACGCAUUAGGAGGGACCGUCUUCAGAGAGCCCAUCGUCAUCCCCCGCAUCCCACGUCUAGUCCCUGGCUGGAAAAAGCCCAUUAUCAUCGGCCGUCAUGCCUUCGGCGACCAAUACCGCGCCAAAGACAUGGUCGUCAAGGGGAAUGGCAAGUUGAGCAUGGUCUUCACCCCAGAAGGCGGCAAGCCAGAAGUAAUCGAAGUCUUCGACUUCAAGCAGGGCGGCGGGGUAGCACAAACACAAUACAACACCGAUGACAGCAUCGAGGGAUUCGCACAUGCUUCUUUCAAGCUGGCCUUGAGCAAGAGCCUCCCACUGUAUAUGAGCACCAAGAAUACCAUUCUGAAGAAAUAUGACGGCCGGUUCAAGGAUAUCUUCCAGGAGAUCUACGACAAGGAUUACGCCAAGGAGUUCGAGGAGAAGAAGAUCUGGUACGAGCAUCGCCUUAUUGAUGAUAUGGUUGCUCAGAUGAUGAAGAGCUCAGGAGGUUACAUUAUGGCUUUGAAGAACUACGACGGUGACGUCCAAUCCGACAUCGUUGCACAAGGCUUUGGCUCCCUCGGCCUCAUGACCUCCGUUCUCAUCACCCCCGACGGAAAGAGCUUCGAAGCCGAAGCCGCCCACGGAACCGUAACCCGCCAUUACCGCGAGCACCAAAAGGGCCGCGAAACCUCCACGAACCCAAUCGCCUCGAUCUUCGCCUGGACCCGCGGACUCAUCCAGAGAGGCACACUCGACAACACACCUGAAGUCGUCGCCUUUGCCGAGAGCCUGGAGCAGGCUUGUAUCGACACAGUGGAUGUCGAUGGCAUCAUGACCAAGGAUUUGGCCUUGGCUUGUGGGAAGACAGGACGUGAGGAUUAUGUUACUACCACCGAGUAUAUGAAUGCUGUUGAGAGACGGAUGAAGAGCAUCUUGAAGCAGAAGUUGUAG
Molecule: messenger RNA, 1422 nt
Organism: Venustampulla echinocandica
Lineage: Eukaryota; Fungi; Ascomycota; Leotiomycetes; Helotiales; Pleuroascaceae
Product: Isocitrate dehydrogenase [NADP]
Exons: 3
Coding region: 1-1422 (473 amino acids)
Biological process (GO): isocitrate metabolic process
Cellular component (GO): mitochondrion
Molecular function (GO): NAD binding; isocitrate dehydrogenase (NADP+) activity; magnesium ion binding
Source: RefSeq, a predicted model, not a curated record